Molecule: messenger RNA, 747 nt
Organism: Arachis ipaensis
Lineage: Eukaryota; Viridiplantae; Streptophyta; Magnoliopsida; Fabales; Fabaceae
Source: RefSeq, a predicted model, not a curated record
AUGCCAAUGGCUUGCACAACAAAUUUGAUGAUAACAUGUUCCCUUCCAAUGGAGACAGAGGAGGAGUGGAGGAAGAGGAAGGAGUUGCAGACGCUGAGGAGGUUGGAAACAAGAAGAAAGCGCUCUGAAAAUCAGCAGAGGAACAUGAAGGCCAUGAGAAAAAAGAGUAACCGUUUUUCUUCUUCUUUCUCUGAAGAUAUUGUUGCUUUUGUUGAUGGAAACAAUAGCAAUUUGGUGGAGGCUGCUUUGAAUAAAUUUAGUAGUUUGGAAAGAACGACGUCAUUGAGUACUAGCGUGGCUUUAACUGAUACAGCUUCUGCUUCCAACAUAAGUUAUUCUCAAGACUUGAGGCACUUACAAAUUGAACUUGCGUUGAAAUUUGAGAAUGCGAUAGAGGAGGAGUGGAGGAAGAGGAAGGAGUUGCAGACGCUGAGGAGGUUGGAAACAAGAAGAAAGCGCUCUGAAAAUCAGCAGAGGAACAUGAAGGCCAUGAGAAAAAAGAGUAACCGUUUUUCUUCUUCUUUCUCUGAAGAUAUUGUUGCUUUUGUUGAUGGAAACAAUAGCAAUUUGGUGGAGGCUGCUUUGAAUAAAUUUAGUAGUUUGGAAAGAACGACGUCAUUGAGUACUAGCGUGGCUUUAACUGAUACAGCUUCUGCUUCCAACAUAAGUUAUUCUCAAGACUUGAGGCACUUACAAAUUGAACUUGCGUUGAAAUUUGAGAAUGCGAUAGGUUUACUCUUAAUCUAA